Messenger RNA from Acanthoscelides obtectus, 3673 nucleotides. Lineage: Eukaryota; Metazoa; Arthropoda; Insecta; Coleoptera; Chrysomelidae. The record is from the annotation of a GenBank genome assembly.
ACCGCACCUACGAGGUGCGCUUUGUCCGAUUGCCGCACCGCGCUUUAAACCGCGCGGCAAUAUCUUCAGGCGCGCACCCUGCUUCCUCCGUCAUUCGCUGUUAGACCGCGGUCGCGGAUGAACCACAAUUCUUCACGAUUAUCACCGAACUAACACGAUCCCAUUGCUGUGGCAGUACUUCAUCGUCGGUCGCGACUUGCAGUGAAUCGAGGAAAAAAACGAGAGUAGUUCUUGCGAGUGGUCAAGGUAAAGUGUGGUAGUGCCCACGCGCCCAAAUCUGGAUACGCCGGAGGACGAGAUAUUUGUAGCACAUGCUGAAAUAACUGCACCUGGGUGUUUAUAAAACGUUAUAAGUCAACCAAAGUGAAAUGUUCAAACCAUGGAUCCUCCUAGGAAUAGCCGUGACCUUGUUCGGUUCUGGAGUAUCCCCGUUGGAUAAUGGACUGGCCAAGACGCCGCCUAUGGGAUGGUUAGCAUGGGAGAGGUUUAGGUGUAAUACGGAUUGCAAAAAUGAUCCAGAUAAUUGUAUUAGUGAAAAUUUGUUCCGGACAAUGGCAGAUAUCCUAGUUAACGAAGGAUAUGCCAGAGCGGGAUAUGAAUACAUAAACGUAGAUGAUUGUUGGCUGGAAAAGGAGAGAAGUGUCUACGGAGAACUAGUUCCAGAUCGAACACGGUUUCCAAGGGGGAUGAAAUCAUUAUCAGAUUAUGUCCAUGCGCGAGGACUGAAGUUCGGUAUAUACGAGGAUUAUGGAAACUACACGUGUGCCGGUUAUCCAGGAGUUUUGGGUUAUCUACAAAGAGACGCUGAAACAUUUGCAUCGUGGGAUGUAGAUUAUGUCAAACUCGAUGGGUGCUACGCACAUCCUUCAGAAAUGGAUAGGGGUUAUCCAGAGUUUGGAUUCCAUCUCAACAGAACCGGCAGACCAAUGAUCUACUCCUGCAGUUGGCCAGUAUACCAGAUCUACGCCGGGAUGCAGCCGAAUUUCUCCCUCAUCACAUCUCACUGCAACAUGUGGAGGAACUUCGACGACAUCCAGGAUUCGUGGGCGAGCGUUGAAAGUAUAAUCGAUUAUUAUGGGAACAACCAGGACCUCAUCGUGCCUAAUGCCGGUCCUGGACAUUGGAACGAUCCCGAUAUGUUGAUUAUCGGAAACUUUGGUCUCAGCUACGAACAAUGCAAAACACAAAUGGCCAUAUGGGCCAUCCUUGCGGCACCCCUUUUGAUGUCCGUUGAUCUGAGAACCAUCAAGCCAGAGUACAAAGCAAUUCUGCAGAACAGAAAAAUCAUUGCCGUCGACCAAGACCCUCUUGGAAUACAAGGCAGGCGGAUAUACAAGCAUAAAGGAAUAGAAAUAUGGUCCAGACCCAUAACACCGCUUUUCCAGAAUUACUUCUCGUAUGCCAUAGCGUUCGUUAACAGGAGAACGGACGGAACACCUUCAGAUGUAGCUGUGACCCUUAAGGAACUUGGACUUACAUCUCCUACAGGUUACAGAGUUGAGGACUUGUAUGAGGACGUAGACUAUGGAGUACUUUCACCGCAAACCAAAAUCAAGGUCAAGGUUAAUCCAUCAGGUGUCGUGAUCUUGAGAGCAGAUGUACAACCGGAUUUUCCAAGGAGGGUACCAUACUACACUACCCCGAAAACUGUAUUCAAUCCACUCCACCAAGUAUUCAGGAUACGAAACAAUAACGGGUUUAGCACUAGAUAAUGACAAAGUUGUAAAAAGGUACUCGAGUCAAUAGAUUAAGUACUUCCCCCAUCCAGUGGAUAUACUGCUUUGUCUGUUUCAGAAGACACAAUAUUUUAACACAAUUAUGCCGUAUUUUGUUUCAAUAUUAAGUGAACAGUGUUACUAUGAAAUGUUAAGGGAUAUUGUAAAUUGAGUAACAUGGUUGUCAAAAUUUUUAACAAGAUAUAAACUGUAUAUACGUGUGAAAGUGCCAAAAUAUGUUCUUAUAUCCACUAUACCAUAUGCAUGUCACGAUUGUCAAGUAUCUGGAUCAAAAUACAGAAUUGUCAAAGCUGAAAGAUAGGUCAGAUCGGCAUACGGCAAUCGGAGGAAGUUGCUUUAAGUAAAUUAUUUUUAGUAGUUUAAGUACAUUUUUAAUGUAUAGUUUAAUUACGAGAAGACAUUACAAAAAAUAAAGCUGUUAAUCUAAGAUGAACUGGUAUUUUUUGUCUGCUAUUGUGAUUGUUACUGAUAGUCCUCGAACGUUUUUGGUCAAUCUGGUACAAGAUAUGGUUCCUUCUACGGUGUCCCCUAAAAAGAUAUCAAUUAUUAAUGCUAUUAUGUGUAGAGACUCAAUUCCGAUUGUGGCUUGAUACUGAAACUUAAUAAUCAAAGAACACGACCUGGGAAUAUUGCAGACAACUAAAAAAAUCCGUUGUGCUAAGCAUCACUAGCAUUCUCUAAAGGUAGUGGCAAUCAACAAAUUCGGGCUAGUUAGAAGAAGCAAGUCUAUGAUUUGUUUAUCUCCAACAACCUGAUGGGCUAUAGUCAGGGUGAAAGUACAAGUCGAUUAGGCUUAAGCCGUUAGUUUAACAUUUGUUUACAUUUCACUCGAAAUUUGUCUUUUUCUGCGAAAGCAUACAAAAAUGCGUGGCUUCCAUACGGUCCUAGUGUUCCAGACAUUUUUCGAAAAUGGUGAAAGUUUCUGUAGAAUGCAAAAAGCCGUUUAAACUGAAUAUCGAUCAAAGGUGUUAAAAUAUUAUAGCACAGUUGUGAGGUAUUUUUAAUUUAUUUCAGUCCACAUCUUGUUUCUUUGAGUGCUCAGUCCGAAUUUAAGGUUUGUUAACGGGAUCGUAUAUAUCUAACAACAUUGAAAAGUGGGGUAUUGGAGACAAACCAAAAAUUUUAAUGUGUAUUGAAAAGGUCCAAAUGAAACUAUAAGUAUUAGUCACACCUAUUUUAAUUUUAAAUCUGAAAGUUCUCAGGAAAGGUAUUUACUUUCACGUUAUAAUAAUAAAAUAAUAUCAAAUUGAAUUACUUCCAAAUUUUUUUCAUUGUUUAUAGUGACAAUGAUAUAAUAUCUGUAAUUUCCAUAUUAGUUCAACUAGGUAUUUGCUUUUAGCCAAGAAUCUCCUCAGAUUACAAAACUAUUUUUUGAAAAACAGCGUGGAAUUCAAGCAAGGUGUCCCACCCAGGUCAAACGUUCCAUAUUAUAAAACAAAAAUGAUAUAAACUAUAAUUUUACCAUCUGGCCUGCAUAAUCAAGUCGGCCAUUGCUUUGCUUAACCCAGUUGUAUUCCAGAAAGUGUGCAUAAAUCAAAAAUAUCUUGAGAAGGGUCACUAUCAGAUGGAAUGUGACUCAUUGCACUCAAAAAUUGAAGAAAGAUUAAAGGGCGGAAAAACUAAUGUCUCAGCUAAUUACGUAAAUAUACGUGAAUCUUGUAAGGCAAAGACCUAAGUCAUACUUAUUUCAAAAACACAUCUGAUGGCUCUAAGAUAUAAUGAAGCAGGAACAGAAAAAAAGGUACUAGGAAGAAUUUCAGCCGCUGCCUAGGUAGGCAUAACGUUCAAAGGGUAUUCCUAUCAAUGAGCUACCAAUUUUGUGUAAUAGCCAGAUAAUGAUUAAAGCAAGUAUGAUCAUUUUAUGUUUUUUUAAUCUGUUGACAUUGAUUACCAUUACCUUUGUGAUAACCUGUAGCAAGAAUAAACCAUUCAAAUAA